Prorocentrum cordatum is the source of this 291-nucleotide messenger RNA. The record is from the annotation of a GenBank genome assembly. Lineage: Eukaryota; Dinophyceae; Prorocentrales; Prorocentraceae.
AUGCGGGACAUCUGUCGAGGGUCUCGAGAAGGCGCCGUGUGCCUCGGAGCGUCGAUCAAGAACUGCGGUCAGACAAUUCAGUGGAGCGCGGCACUGCGGUUGCUCCGCGAAGGAAUUCGGUUAGGUGUGCAACUUGUCCCAAGCCACUACGUUGCGACUGUCGGCGCAUGCAGAAAAGGCGGGCAGUGGCAACACGCGCUGUCAGUGUUCAGUGAGAUGUUGGAGGCGAAGCUGGAGCCCAACGUCAUCUCUCCUUCAGCUACAACGCUGGGAUCAGCGCGUGCGAGAAGG